AUGUCCCGCCAAAUCUCUCACCUCAACACAACCAUCCCCUCCCCGACAAACCCCCUCCUCACCCUCCGCACAAUCCUCCCGUCCGACGCCCCCUCCCUCUCACACAUCCUCUCCGCGCCCUCAAACAAGACCGAUCCCAACGCGAAAGACGUUGAUGUCGCAACUGCGGGAGCAAUCAUCAAUCGUAUGCGCGAAGAAGCAAGCCAGCCCACCAUCCUCGACGACCAAGGAAAUGUCGUUAGUGGACCGAGCCGCGUCAAUAUGAUUCUGGUGCUCAGAUCAGAGGAUGAAAACGGCCAGCCUGUUGAAAAGGUCAUUGGCCUGGGAGGGUUUGGGGCGAUCAAAGACUGGGAGCGAGAUGGACGGAAGAUCCGGGCUGGCGAUGUGGGCGUCAUGCUGGAUCCCGCAUACAAGCGACAAGGUUAUGGCGUUGAGGCUAUGAAGAUGGCUAUAAACUGGGCUUUCACACCUGCGAGCGAGGGAGGUCCUCAGCUCGAUCUGGUUACCAUUACGACGUUGGAGGAUAAUGGUCCGAUGGUAAAGCUCCUGCACGAGAGACUUGGGCUCGAAGGCAAAGGGGUCGCGAGGCCAGCGGAGUUUGACAAGGACAAGAACGAGAUAUACUACGAAAUCACAAAAGAAGAUUGGGAAAGCAUAAACCCCAACUGA
Trichoderma citrinoviride is the source of this 669-nucleotide messenger RNA. RefSeq lists its product as hypothetical. Gene Ontology annotation, molecular function: acyltransferase activity, transferring groups other than amino-acyl groups. The record is from RefSeq and is a predicted model, not a curated record. Lineage: Eukaryota; Fungi; Ascomycota; Sordariomycetes; Hypocreales; Hypocreaceae. The transcript has a single exon. Bases 1 to 669 code for a protein of 222 amino acids.